UAGUUCCCGGGAGGUAGCCAUGCCGCCUGGUUGGCCAAUGAGAAGGGACGAACUUUUGAAAGAUUUGGAGUGUGGGGCGGGGAACUAGUUGCCAAAAGGCUGUGGUGAAUUCUUUUCGCCGCCCUAAUAGAAGAGAGAAGGCAUGGAAGGGUAGUCAGAAGAGUUUUGUCAGAACACUGUAGGGGUUUUAGAUUCCAGUUGUUUGUACUCUCUUUCAGUUUGGCCCUUUGAAGUCACUUCCGCUUUCGGGCGGACACAUGCUAAAGCUGUGGCGGGAGUUGGAGAUUCUGCAGCGAAUACACCAGGAUCAUCAUGCCUAGAGUUUGUAACAUAAAAAAGUCUCUUACACCUCAGAUUUCUUGUUUGACAAGUGAAUCUUAUAAAGAGCUGGAUUUUUUGCCUGACAAACUAAGAGCAAAGCUGCUCCCUUUCCAGAAAGAUGGCGUCACUUUUGCCCUCAGCAGAGAUGGCAGGUGUAUGGUGGCUGAUGAAAUGGGUCUAGGAAAGACCAUCCAGGCAAUUGCCAUUGCUUACUUCUAUAAGGAGGAAUGGCCUCUUUUAAUAGUGGUCCCUUCAUCUCUGAGGUACCCUUGGACAGAAGAAUUAGAGAAAUGGAUCCCAGAGCUAGGUCCAGAAGAAAUCAAUGUUAUUCAGAAUAAAGCUGAUGUUGGGAGAAUAUCAGCCAGCAAGGUGACAGUUCUGGGUUAUGGUCUGUUAACCACAGAUGCAGAGACUUUGAUAGGUGCACUGAAUAAUCAGAAGUUCCAAGUAGUUAUAGUGGAUGAAUCACACUACAUGAAGUCCAGAAAUGCAACUCGCAGCAAGAUUUUACUGCCAAUAGUACAGAAAGCCAAACGAGCCAUUCUCCUUACAGGAACUCCAGCUUUGGGAAGGCCUGAAGAGCUUUUCAUGCAGAUUGAAGCUCUCUUUCCCCAGAAAUUUGGAACAUGGACCGACUAUGCCAAAAGAUACUGUAAUGCACGUAUCAGAUAUUUUGGUAAAAGGCCUCAGUGGGAUUGUAGAGGGGCAUCAAAUCUUAAUGAACUUCAUCAGCUAUUAAGUGACAUAAUGAUUAGAAGAUUAAAGACUGAAGUUUUAACCCAGCUGCCCCCUAAAAUCAGACAGCGUAUUCCAUUUGAUCUUCCAUCAGCAGCAGCCAAGGAAUUGAAUAGCAGCUUUGAAGAGUGGGAAAAAUUAAUGAGAGCUCCAAAUUCAGGUGCCACUGAGACUGUCAUGGGAUUGAUUACUCGCAUGUUUAAACAGACUGCUAUUGCCAAGGCAGGUGCUGUAAAGGAUUAUAUUAAAAUGAUGCUUCAGAACGAUUCACUUAAAUUUCUGGUUUUUGCUCACCAUUUAAACAUGCUCCAAGCUUGCACAGAAGCGGUCAUAGAAAACAAGACUCGUUACGUUAGGAUAGAUGGAAGUGUUCCAUCCUCAGAAAGAAUACAUCUGGUUAAUCAGUUUCAAAAGGAUCCUGAGACUCGUGUGGCUAUCCUCAGCAUUCAGGCUGCUGGUCAGGGUUUGACAUUUACUGCUGCAACUCAUGUUGUAUUUGCUGAGUUGUAUUGGGACCCUGGACAUAUAAAACAAGCAGAAGACCGUGCUCACCGAAUUGGACAGUGCAGUUCUGUGAAUAUUCACUACCUUAUUGCAAAUGGGACUCUAGACACCCUUAUGUGGGGAAUGUUGAAUCGCAAGGCUCAGGUUACAGGGAGCACAUUGAAUGGUAGGAAGGAACAACUUAAGGCUGAGGAAGGUGAUAAAGAAAAAUGGGAUUUCCUGCAGUUUGCUGAAGCUUGGACUCCAAAUGAAAGUUCUGAAGAGCUCAGGAAUGAAAUUUUAUUCACUCAUUUUGAAAAAGAAAAACAGCAUGAUAUUCGAUCAUUCUUUUUACCAAAACCUAAGAAAAGACCGUCGGUGACCUCCGUUAAUGAAUCAAGGAUGUUCCAGGAGGAAAAUACUGUAGUGGCAGCAGACCCUGGAAAAAUAGCUACAAGAGAUAUCAUUGAUUAUGAAAGCAAUUUUGAACCUGAAGCUAAAAGACUGAAAUCAGUCACCACCGAUGACCGCUGCAGUCCCCCGGAGGAGAAGCGAUCCUGGCCCAGCCAAACCAAAGCUCUAGCCCAGGCAACCCCCCCAUCCCUCCCUGGAAAGGGCUGGCAGUGUGGUUUCUGCACCUAUAUCAAUAACUCAGUGUUACCUUAUUGUGAAAUGUGUGAGAAUCCUCAAGGUAGUACUGAUAGCCUCAACUGUACCCAGGAUAAAAACAGAAACGAGAAAGAUGAUGCUCAGAAAGACACCUCCAAAAAGGUUGGGACUAGUUCUGGCUGUGAAAAACAAGCCCUUGCACAGUCAGAACCUGAACCGCUGGCUAAGAGCAAGGAAGAAGUGUCAAAAAUCGAGAGGGAAGAUGGACUCACAGCCCAGCCAGGUGAUGAACAGUUGAAGAGUUCAGACACUUGGCCAGUGUACGACACCAUAAUGUUUUGUGCAAGUAAGAAUACUGACCGGAUCCACCUCUAUAGUAAGGAUGGAAACCAGAUGAACUGUAAUUUCAUUCCUUUGGAUAUAAAAUUAGACCUGUGGGAAGAUUUACCAGCAAGCUUUCAGCUGAAACAAAAUCGCUCCCUGAUUUUGAGGUUUGUUCGAGAAUGGAGUAGUCUAACUGCCAUAAAGCAAAGGAUAAUCAGGAGAAGCGGGCAGCGGUUCUGCAGCCCGGUUCUUGCCCUGGAAGAGAUCACAAAGCAACAAACCAGACAAAAUAGUACCAAAAGAUAUAUAACCAAAGAAGAUGUUGCAGUAGCCUCGAUGGAGAAGGUGAAGAAUGACGGGGGCCGUGUCCGUCUGAUCACAAAGGAGUCCAGGCCGUGGGACUCCUCUACAGAAAAGUUUCUUAAAGAUGGAGCCUGUGUCCCAUUUCUAAAUCCCUGCACAGCCCAAGCUAAUCUCACUGUGAAGCCUUCUACAUCCAAAGGCUAUUUGCAAGCUGUGGAUAAUGAAGGAAAUCCACUUUGCCUUCACUGUCAGCAACCCACUUGCCAAACUAAGCAAGAGUGUAAAGCAAACGCUUGGGAUUCACGGUUUUGCUCUCUGAAAUGUCAAGAGGAGUUUUGGAUUCGAUCUAAUAAUAGUUACCUGCGAGCCCAGGUGUUUGAAGUUGAACAUGGUGUGUGUCAGCUAUGUAAUCUGAAUGCACAAGAACUCUUUUUACGUCUGAGAGAUGCCCCUAAAAGUCAGAGGAAGGAUCUUCUGGAUACUACCUGGACUUCAAAGCUCUCAUUAGAACAGCUUAAUGAAAUGAUAAGAAACCCAGGGGAAGGGCAUUUCUGGCAGGUGGACCACAUCAAGCCAGUGUCCAGUGGAGGAGGACAGUGCUCCCUGGACAACCUGCAGACCCUCUGCACAGUCUGUCACAAAGAGAGAACUGCCAGACAAGCCAAGGAAAGAAGCCAGGUGAGAAGACAAUCUCUAGCAUCAAAGCAUGGAUCAGACAUCACACGAUUUUUGGUAAAGAAAUGAAGUGUAAGAAACUUUGAAUGGAUGACAAAUGUUUUACAUGGGAAGGAAUUUAACAAUUUUUUCCCAUGUUUGUCCAAUAUUUUAGGAGUGAAAAUUUUCAGAACAAAAAUCAAGAAUUCAGCUUCCCUUUUCAUAUUAAAUGCUUUUCUUUUGAAAGUACUUAACAGAGACAGACUCAAUACUAAAUAUUUCUAUGAUCUUCUUGCUUUCAUGCAGACUCUCAAUUAUGUUUCAGACAAGUUCUGUUAAGCUUUCAUUUCCCCAGCUCUACCUUAAUCAUGGUAUUAUGCAUAGAUUGUAUCUGAAAAAUAUAAAUCUCCAUUACUUGAAAAAUGCUGCUGGAUUAGUAUUGGUUCUGGAAUGCUGUGUGUAUAAAUGGAACAGUGCGAAACCAUAAGGGAAAUUCUGGAGGCAAAUCAUCAUUAUUCAGGAAUUCUGGGCCAAGUGUGAUCAGCCUGCUUACCAUGCAAGCGAGACUCUUGUUCACUAAAUGCCUCCAAAAUGGGGUUGGAGUACAUAUUUCGAGUGUUGCCUUUUUUAUUUCUUUGCUGGUGUCUUUAUUGAAAAGAUGCUUUUGAAAAUAAGCUAAUUGGACCUAUGGUGUUUGUGGACAAUUUGGGAAUUCUGGGUAGAGUAAUUGUUAAAAAUAUUUAAAAACUGAAAACAUAAAAUGUAAAAUGCCACUUAAACUCCCUUUUUUAGUUACUUUGUUUUAAUGCAUGAAACUAGGCUCACUGUCAAAGCGCUCUGUCUCCUGGUUGUCAUUUUCUGUUUUCAAAAUCCUGUCUUAUUAAAAGUAUAUUCCUGGUACCGGUUUUAAAAGGAGUGAUGAUGAUAAAGCAUGAUCAGAUGGAGAUAUAUGGUAAAAAAAUACAAUGGUAAUAUUAAAAUGUAAUUGAUAUUCAACAAUAAAAGAGUGAUGAUGAAACAAAAUUGGGGAGUAAUCCUG
Molecule: messenger RNA, 4468 nt
Organism: Diceros bicornis minor
Lineage: Eukaryota; Metazoa; Chordata; Mammalia; Perissodactyla; Rhinocerotidae
Gene: ZRANB3
Product: zinc finger RANBP2-type containing 3
Exons: 21
Coding region: 313-3519 (1068 amino acids)
Biological process (GO): replication fork processing; DNA repair
Cellular component (GO): nuclear replication fork
Molecular function (GO): endonuclease activity; ATP-dependent chromatin remodeler activity; zinc ion binding
Source: RefSeq, a predicted model, not a curated record